GUGUCUGGGGCGCGCGCCGGGUGAGCGCCGCUGACGUCGGGCUCAGGUGCGCGUGCCCGCCCGCCCUGCCUCCCGCUCGCCCGCGCGCGGCCCAGGUGGUGGCCCGCCCGCUCUCCCGGUGGAGGCCCAGGGGGCGACGAGCGGUCCCCGCGGGGCUGGCAACGGGAGGGCGCCAGGGCUCGCCUCACGUGACGGCCGGAGGUCCCGGCGGGUGGGCCGGGGCUGCGCGGGGCGAGGCAGGCGUCCGGCCGCACCCUCGCGGGCCCGGCGGGGACCUCCCUGCGGCGGCGGCGGCGGCGGCGGCGGCCCGGCCGCCGCUCCCCUUCUCCGGCCCUCCCGCUUCUCCGCCCGCGCCGAGGCCAAGCGUCUCCUCCGCUCGGCCGAGUCCGCCAGCUUGCCGGCGGGCAUGGAGAACUGUCCCCGAAGCCCCCGCGCGGCCCGCGACCGCACGCCCGCCGGCCCCCGCUAGCUGUUGGCUUCGGGCGUUUUCUUCACCAUCCCACCGAGUCUCCGGAGUCUGUGGCGUUGAGAUUCGGACGAAAUGGAAGAAAAGGAGCGAUGUGACCCAUUCGGCUUUGCCCUCCUGCAUUGAGGCCUAGUUGGCAUCUGCAGAGAGGAAAACACAGCCAGGGAAGCGUGGUUUUUUUUUCCCCCCCCAAAGGGGGUGGGAGGGGAGGUAGUGAAAGGGAGGAAUCUUACGUUUUAUGUGUUCUUUUUAAUUCUGCACUUUGAAAGUGGUGGCUAAAUAAACUAAUCCAAAAGUUUUUUUUUUUCCUACCGAGAAGACAGAAGAGGUGGAUUUUUUUUUUUUUUUUUGGUCCCUUUUGAUUCCAACCUUUUCUCCCAGUGACAAAGCAUAAAUCAUGGACACCAGAGAAUAAGGUGAAACCUCAGGAAUCUGAAGACAGAGAAGCCUAGACCUUCUGAUUCAGGAGGGAAGGAGUGGGGGUGUUUAUCGGCUCUGUCUGGAACCUAAACCGAAAAACAUGAGUUGCAUGCCAUGGAAAGGGGACAAGUCCAAAUCUGAAUCCUUGGAGCUUCCCCAGGCAGCACCCCCACAAAUCUACCAUGAGAAGCAGCGCAGGGAGCUCUGUGCCCUUCACGCCCUCAACAACGUCUUCCAGGACAGCAAUGCCUUCACUCGGGAAACGCUGCAGGAGAUUUUCCAGAGGUUGUCUCCAAACACGAUGGUGACGCCCCACAAGAAGAGCAUGCUGGGAAAUGGGAACUAUGACGUGAAUGUCAUCAUGGCAGCACUUCAGACCAAAGGCUAUGAGGCCGUUUGGUGGGACAAGCGCAGGGACGUGGGUGUCAUUGCUCUCAGUAACGUCAUGGGCUUCAUCAUGAACCUGCCCUCCAGCCUCUGCUGGGGUCCCCUCAAGUUGCCUCUCAAAAGGCAGCACUGGAUCUGCGUUCGUGAGGUGGGAGGGGCCUACUACAACCUUGACUCCAAACUCAAGAUGCCGGAGUGGAUUGGAGGCGAGAGUGAGCUCAGGAAAUUCCUAAAAUACCAUUUGCGAGGAAAAAACUGUGAACUCCUACUGGUGGUACCAGAAGAAGUGGAAGCCCAUCAGAGCUGGAGGGUGGAUGUGUGACAGUUCUGCCGGACCCACUCUUCGCCUCAACCCUCCAGCCCUCUUUGAUGUGCUGUGGCCUCUAUAGUGGGUCUGUCCAGCCACUUCCCCAAACAUCUCAUUGGGUUUCCCCUCAGGUUUGCCAGUGCAAUAGGACGGGUGUGUGGACUGUCACAGAGCCACCAAGCACUGUCUGUGCCUAGGGGAAGAAGGUAGGAGCUCUGAACACUUAGGGCAAGCCAUUGAACACCCUUUUCUAUUUCAGAGAGGGGGGUGGAGGAGGGGUCCUUGGGGGCGCUUGCUUAUUUCCCCCUUUCUAUGAGGACUUGACACAGGUUCUGGUAGUUGUCACUGAUGCUCCAGGCUCACAGGGGGGCCGCCUCCUUUCUUUCCUGUGGCACCAGGAUGUUCAAGGACACAGUACACACAGAGCCCAGUGACUAGCUCAGAGGACCCAGAGCAUAAGCGUCUCAGGAAACUGUCAAGCCCCUAGUGGUGGCAUCGCAUGCCAUCAACAUCCAUAAUGCCACCUCUUAUCCCAUUUUUAAUCCUGGCCAGCCUUGGAUUUUGAUAUUCCAGCAAGACAGUGGUGUAAAAGAUGCCUAAUAUUGUGGGGCUAAAGCCACAUUAGGACAGUCAUGGGUAGCUUUUCACUCCGAUGAUGUCCCUACCAUUUCACUCCAUUGACUCAGGAAGCUCUGGGGCAAAGACAAUAAAGAGGGACAGCACUCCUGGUUGGCCCAUUUUAGCCAAGUCAGAAGCACAUCUACCACUGGCCUCAAACUCCAAAGUUGGGGACAGAGUUGGAUGAGGAAACUGCCAUGAAGGUGAGCCUCACAGUUUGAGAGUGAGAACUGGUAGGCACAUCCUGGGCUCCAGCGCUGUGACAUAGGAGUCUCAGGUUGCUUGUGUGCAUCAUGCUAGAGGCUCUGGGCUUGGCAUCUUGGUGUAGUUUCCUUUACAAACUGAGGGUUGGCUCACCCCCACUUCAAGUAGUUCUAGACCAUUUUUUUCUCCUGUAAUUUUAGAAAGUAAGCAGAGGAAAUAAAAAUCAUACCACACACCAAUGUGGUUGCGGUGGCCUUCAAGGCAGGUGACCUGGCCAGCCCUUAGGGAGCCAUGGACUCUGCAGGUCUGAGGGCUGCCCCACUGGCCAGGCUUCUCCCUUGGCAGCAGAGCUAGCCUAGGCUUGCAUGUCCAUCCUGAGCAAGCAUAUUGGGGUGAAGCAGGGGCUAUCUCCCCACUGUGACUGGAGUGCAUGUUUACACCAGCACUUUUUCUGCACAUGUUAUCUUCAAUCCAUCAAGGCCGUUUUUUAUUCGCGUAGCAGAGGCCCCAGGUGGCUACUGCAUUACACUCAAACACGGUCGUCUGUACCAUUUUCUACACCGGAUCUGCUUGGCACCAUGGGGAGCUCUGACCCUGCACAAUGACAUUCCAAUCACGACCAGCCAGAAGUCAACAGCCGACCUUGCUGAUUGUCACAAGCAGGACCUUGGGUCCAUUGGCACUGUCGGUGGUAGUAAGCCAUUUCCUGGGAAGAGCAGACUCCUCCCUCCAGAUGCGCUUGGGCCUGUGCAAAUGGCACUGCAAAGGAGUCCCAUGCACGUGGAGUCCAUGAGCCAGUGGGAUGGACAAAAGACGCUUAAGCAUUUCAGGGCUGGUUCUGUUCAUAUCCAAUUCUGGUGCUUAGGAACAGGGACCCAUGUGAUGCCCAAGGGCAAAAAGCCCCACUCCUUUUAAGGAAGGGGCAUCCUGACCCUGAUGCCCUGCAAGGGGCAGCCCUAGGCUUUGUUUUUCUUGCUUUAUUCCCUUUUUCUUUUUGUUGGCCUUGUGCUGGGUUUGUUUACAAAGAUGUAUUUUGUUUAACCAAAUAUUAAAAAUGAAAAACUGAACACAA
Molecule: messenger RNA, 3474 nt
Organism: Onychomys torridus (southern grasshopper mouse)
Lineage: Eukaryota; Metazoa; Chordata; Mammalia; Rodentia; Cricetidae
Gene: Josd1
Product: Josephin domain containing 1
Exons: 4
Coding region: 987-1595 (202 amino acids)
Biological process (GO): protein deubiquitination
Molecular function (GO): cysteine-type deubiquitinase activity
Source: RefSeq, a predicted model, not a curated record